AUGGAGUGGUUGGACGAAGUAAGAUGGUGGGUCACGAGAAGACACGAUGGUUCCCCGCGGAGACAGAAGUGGAGUGGCUGUUGGUUCGCGGGUGGAUGA
Chondrus crispus (carragheen) is the source of this 99-nucleotide messenger RNA. RefSeq lists its product as hypothetical. The transcript has a single exon. NCBI's taxonomy places the organism in Eukaryota, Rhodophyta, Florideophyceae, Gigartinales, Gigartinaceae. The coding region runs from base 1 to 99 and encodes 32 amino acids. The record is from RefSeq and is a predicted model, not a curated record.